Camponotus floridanus (Florida carpenter ant) is the source of this 2061-nucleotide messenger RNA. Its product is annotated as TBC1 domain family member 13. Gene Ontology annotation, biological process: activation of GTPase activity; intracellular protein transport. The transcript has 11 exons. Lineage: Eukaryota; Metazoa; Arthropoda; Insecta; Hymenoptera; Formicidae. Bases 158 to 1348 code for a protein of 396 amino acids. The record is from RefSeq and is a predicted model, not a curated record. Gene Ontology annotation, molecular function: GTPase activator activity.
UAAUAAUAAGAAAAUGGAUAUAUCGCCUCACGCGCCGCUGCACACGCCUACCGAAUGCCGAUAAGGGACAGUAAAUCCGCGAAUAGAGAUUCCCCGCGCUGCUGGAGCCCCGCUCUGCGUGUCACAUGUUCCUUCGGGUUCUUCGCGCGCGAGGAAAAUGAGCAUUCUGCGAAAGAAGCUGAGCGAAUUCGAUGAUAUUCUCAACGCAGACGAAAUAGAUACCGUCAGCCUCGGCAAAAUAUGUUUCCAUGGCGUACCUGACGAGCCUGGUGGCCUGAGGCCUCUGUGUUGGAAGUUGCUGUUGAAUUAUUUGCCGCCGAAAAGGUCCAGCUGGUUGGAGACUCUAAAGCGCAAAAGGGAGUUGUAUAACACUUUCAUUGAAGAUCUCAUUGUUAUGCCUGGAGAAUCUAAUGCGGAGGAUAAAGAGAGAGUUGAUGUAACGUUGCACGAUCAUCCUCUCAAUUUAAAUCCAGACAGUAAAUGGCAAACGUACUUUAAAGAUAACGAAGUUCUCCUUCAGAUUGAUAAAGAUGUUAGGCGGCUAUGUCCAGACAUAUCAUUUUUUCAACAAGGUACUGAUUAUCCAUGUCAAAAAAUAGUGAGUGCUAAUGGCCAGCAACGUUUACACAAUAGAGUUCAACAUACUGUACUGAAAAGCGCAAAUGUUGAAAGGAAAGGAUUAGGAAUAACCAAGCAGAUAGCAGUCUCUGUCAGAAAGGCUGCAGAAGAUUAUGCGCCAUUGACUGAAGGUGGUGAAGCACAUUGGGAAGUUUUAGAGAGAAUACUCUUUUUAUACGCCAAGUUAAACCCUGGUCAAGGUUACGUGCAGGGUAUGAAUGAGAUAGUUGGACCUAUAUAUCAUGCAUUUGCUUGUGAUCCAGAUCCAACAUGGAGAAAACAUGCGGAGGCAGAUACUUUCUUCUGUUUUACCAAUCUAAUGGCUGAAAUACGGGAUUUCUUUAUAAAGACGUUGGAUGAAGCUGAAUUUGGAAUUAAUUCAAUGAUGAGUAAAUUGACAAAUCAAGUUAGAGCUAAUGAUCCUGAUGUUUGGUUGCGUUUGCAUCAACAAGAACUGUGUCCGCAAUAUUAUAGCUUUAGAUGGUUGACGCUUCUCCUUUCGCAAGAAUUUCCCCUGCCAGAUGUUAUGAGGAUAUGGGAUUCCUUGUUUGCCGAUGAAAGUAGAUUCAGUUUCCUCAUACAUAUCUGCUGUGCCAUGAUUCUAUUAUUAAGAGACCAGUUACUGACUGGCGACUUUGCUGCAAAUGUUAAACUUUUACAGAAUUUUCCAUCGAUGGACAUUCAAAUUGUGCUUUCUAAAGCGGCUGCUUUGGCGGGCAAGACUUUAUAGUUUUUUAAAUUCUUAUUUUCUUUCUAAUUAAAUCACAAUUGAGCUGCAAUAAUAUUUCGAAUGUCGAAUAUCGUGAUUUUUGCCUCUCCUCUUACUGUGCUGUACGCAAUAUAUCAUCAUGAAUGCAUUUUAGAGGAGAGAUGCAAUAAAAUAUAAAUUAAAAUAUAAAAUAUAUCAUAUGUAUAUAAAAAUGUAUCGAUGGUUCGAUGAAAGAUACAGAUAGCACACAUGUUCAAAAGACGUUUAAAGACGUCUCAAAAUUCUCUAGACGUCUUUAAAACGUCUUUUGGCCUUUUGUGCUGUUUGGAAAUUGGCAUUUAUAUUAUAUCAAAUAUUUAAUAUACACAGCUGUAUAUAUAUGAGCUGUACAUAAUAUUAAUUAGCGCCCCACGAAUAUUGAGAUUUAUAUCAGCAUUUUUGGUGCCACGUAUCAAACUUUUGAUAUAUUUAAAAUGAUGUUUGUAUAUACAUUACAUUAGAAAGUAAUACGGCUGAAGACUUUAAAUUUAUACAAUCGAUAAUAUAUAAUCAUUUCGUAAGCGCAAGUAAUAAGAUAAGAUGAGGAUUAAAAGAAAGAGAAUCUUAUUCUUAGGCUUCCCCGAUUGUGUCCAAUAAUCUUGCAAUAAUCGCAUCACAAUAGAUUAGUAUCAUUUGUAUACGCGCCAUAAUAAUUACAUAAUAUGUUUAAGCGAAGAUAUAUAUCAAAUUUUAUA